Argiope bruennichi is the source of this 1379-nucleotide messenger RNA. Its product is annotated as zinc finger protein 474-like. The record is from RefSeq and is a predicted model, not a curated record. The coding region runs from base 187 to 1287 and encodes 366 amino acids. NCBI's taxonomy places the organism in Eukaryota, Metazoa, Arthropoda, Arachnida, Araneae, Araneidae. The transcript has 7 exons.
GAUACACGCGCUACUAACUAAUGAUUCCUCUUCAACGAAGUAGGAUAGUUGUUUGCCGUAUUUCUUUGAUGUUUCAUCCAAUGGCAAAAUCCAUUUGUAUUUGCUAGCUUUAAAAAAUAUUUUUUUCAGAAAUUUUAUGAUUUAAUAUCGUCGUCGAAUAUUCCACCCAAAGAGCUAAAAUGAAGCAUGUCGGAAUUGAGAAAUCCUCGGAGCUUCGUACCAUGCUACGUGUGUGGCCGCCUCUGCCCCCAACAUUCUCUCAGAUUCCACCAGCCCAAGUGCCUGUUGCGCUGGAGGGCGGACAAUGAGAGAAAGCCCCCGCACCAGCGAGACCCCACUCCUGUAGAUCCAAAGUUCUGGGGACAGGACGACGAAGAGAGCACCGAAUCCCUGGACAUCAGCAAGGCUGAAAGAGACAGUGAAGUCCGUCCCGCCACUCGAACGCUGCUCAAUCCGACACCCAAUAUUGUCCACCCAGUUAUAUCCUCAGUUACAAAGGCCAAAGGACCGCAGAACGUCACCAUACAAGAGCAGCCCAGUUUCAGGCAGCGAAUAUACGACAACGAACAAGCUUCUCCACCAAUCGAUAGCCGAAGAUCCCGAGCCUCCUCCCCGUGCUGCCUGUCCGUACAUACUCUACUGAGGUCCCGUUCUAACAGGCGUCCUUCAGUCCGCAAAGUGCGCCCCACCAUGGACGACGACAGACCAGCAGCCCCGCACAGAGCCGGACGGCUGCCCAUUCGAGUCUACAAGCCGGUACACCGGCCGCCGCAACAGGUGAUCAAGGGGACAGAGACUUCCCGCGUAGUGGCCGAUAAGGGUGGGCCGCCCUUAGAGGGUGGAGGUUUCACCAGAUGUGGCAUGUGUGGUGAACAAGUUGACAUGAGGAAACUAAAAGCCCAUGAAUCCAAUUGUCUGAAGAUGCGAGGACUUCGAUCUUCGAAAGCAGCCUCUCGGAGACCUCCUACGAUCAUCUGCUACAUAUGUGGUCGCCAGUUCGGCACCAAAUCCAUCAGUCUUCACGAACCUCAUUGCCUCAAAAAAUGGCACUUGGAGAACGACAAACUGCCAAAAAAUCUGAGGCGAGCAGAGCCGAAGAAACCUGAAGUCAUACUCAGAGGGGACGGCUCCUUCGAUACAGCCGCCAUGUCUGAAGCUGCCUGGCAGAUGCAUUUGCAGCAACUCGUCCCCUGUGAGAACUGCGGCAGGACAUUCCUGCCGGACAGGUUAGAAGUGCAUCUCAGGGGAUGCAACGGCGAUAACAGACGAGCCAAGGUCAGAAGAUAACACUUGGAAGUGACUGGAAAGAAAUGCAUAGGAAUAGCGAGCUUACUCCUUCUUUUCUCACACGUCAUUGUCUCUUUCUAAUAAAAUUUGCG